This is a messenger RNA of Linnemannia hyalina, 1998 nucleotides long. Lineage: Eukaryota; Fungi; Mortierellomycota; Mortierellomycetes; Mortierellales; Mortierellaceae. The record is from the annotation of a GenBank genome assembly.
AUGGCGACACGGAAACUGCAAACUGAAAUCGACAAGGUCUUGAAGAAGGUCGCGGAGGGCAUCGAGACGUUUGAAGAGACACUGGAAAAGAUCGAGACGACGACCAAUGUCAACCAAAAGGAAAAGUACGAGUCGGAUCUCAAGAAGGAUAUUAAGAAGCUGCAACGGCAGCGAGAUCAGAUCAAGACAUGGAUCUCCUCAAGCGACAUCAAGGAUAAACGGGCGCUCAUGGAGAACCGUAAGCUUAUUGAGCAGCAAAUGGAGAAGUUCAAGGUCAUUGAAAAGGAGAUGAAGACAAAGGCCUACUCCCGGGAGGGCCUCAUCAUGUCUGGGCGACUGGAUCCCAAGGAAAAAGAAAAGACGGAUCUGUGCGCAUGGGUCACAGACCGAGUCGAUUCGCUCAACUUGCAGAUCGAAGUAAUGGAGGCAGAGGUCGAAACGUUACAGACCGGAUCCAAAAAGGGCAAGAACAGUCCUGCAAGAGAGAGGAUAUCGGAACUGGAGGACAAGAUCGAACGGCACAAGUGGCACCAAGGGCGACUGGAGCUGAUCUUGAGGCUGCUGGAGAAUGGACAAAUCGACCUUGACAAGGUCACGUCGAUUCAGGAAGACGUCAACUACUAUGUGGAUGAAAACCAGGAUCCUGACUUUGCAGAGGACGAGGAGAUCUAUACCGACUUGAAUCUGGAAGAGGAGGAGGAUUUCUAUGUCAUCGGAGCAGACGAUCACCACAAGGACGAUGAUGUGUCUGAAAAGGACAAGGACGAAGAAAUCCCAGCAAAGAAGCCUUCCAAAACCGUGGAACCGGAGCCUGCAUCGCCACCUGCACGGACCACUACAACGAAAACGGUACCGACGAAAAAACUGUCCAUCUCGGAACCCAAGGAGACAAAGCCAGCAGCAACACUAGCAGCAACACUAGCAACGGCACCGACAGCAACGGCACCGACAGCAACGGCACCGUCAGCAACGGCACUGACAGCGGCGGCUACAUCGAAAACAACGACAAGCGGAUCUACACGGCAAACGACCAUACCUCGGCCUGCAGACACGCCAACGAUUCAGUACGCUGCUGCGGCGGCGGCCAAUCUUCCUGUGGCAGAACCCUCUCAAGCCUCCAACAUCACAGCAUCACCAUCGCUCGCCGCCGCCACUGUUGAUGAGGCACCAGCGGCAUCAAAGGACGGAUUGGCUUCAACGUCAGAGGCAAUGGCAGAAUCAGCAGUAGCCCCAGCGUCGACUGCAGGAUCAGCUGUCGCACCAGCAGGAGCAUCGGCAGCAGUUGCCACACCACCCAUGGACGAAGCCAAGGCACAUUCGGCCAUGUCCACGCCAUUGGCGGCCAACUCUUCAGUCGUCUCCUCCACAACAACCGCAAAGUCUACGGAUAUCACUUCAGCUCAACCAAGCAGGAGUCAGUCGCCAGACGAGAAAUCCGUGGUUCAGGAGGCUACUCGAAGCCAGCUUACCCCCUCUGAACCCGAGAUUCGUCUCCCAUCUGCGCUGGCGGACCUUGCACACAGCUUCGAGAUCUCCAAAGAACGCGCCAUGUCCAAGGAUGUUGGAUUCUUUGCCAUUCAGAUGCUUGAAACAAGCUUCCAGUUUCUUCCGGAAGCCGCAGACACGGAGAGGCCAAAGUACUACGCUCCUAAGAAUCCCUACCCAACACCAUCCUACUACCCUCAAUUGCCGCCUCCAGCUCUUUUCGAGGCUUCUGCGACGUUUGAAAAGUUUGACAUCGACACGCUGUUCUUUAUCUUUUACUACCAGCAAGGAACCUAUCAGCAGUACCUGGCGGCAAGGGAGCUAAAGAAGCAAUCGUGGCGGUUCCACAAGAAAUACUUGACAUGGUUCCAGCGCCAUGAGGAGCCAAAGGCCAUUACUGACGACUAUGAGCAAGGAACAUAUAUCUACUUUGACUACGAAGGCGCCUGGUGCCAACGCAAGAAUACCGAUUUCCGGUUCGAGUACAAGUUCCUCGAGGACGAACUUGUCUAA